Messenger RNA from Helianthus annuus (common sunflower), 909 nucleotides. Its product is annotated as heat stress transcription factor A-7a. Gene Ontology annotation, molecular function: RNA polymerase II cis-regulatory region sequence-specific DNA binding; DNA-binding transcription factor activity. Lineage: Eukaryota; Viridiplantae; Streptophyta; Magnoliopsida; Asterales; Asteraceae. The record is from RefSeq and is a predicted model, not a curated record. The transcript has 2 exons. The coding region runs from base 4 to 765 and encodes 253 amino acids. Gene Ontology annotation, cellular component: nucleus. Gene Ontology annotation, biological process: regulation of transcription by RNA polymerase II.
UCCAUGGCAGAUAAGGAGGUUGAGGAAAUUGUGUUGGUAAGUGACAAUACUGAGGGUUCUAGUAGCGGCGAUGACAACUGUUUUGGUGGAGGAUUGUUGCCUGAACCGGUUAGGGGUGUAAGGAACUGCGGUCGGCCUCCUAAUUUUGUGACCAAGCUCUACGAGUUGGUUAGUAACAAAGACACCGACUCCAUCAUCUCAUGGGUUCCGAACCAAGUUCCUGGUGGUGCUACAAGUUUUGCUAUUUGGAAUGAAGUGGACUUCAUUAACAAUGUCCUCCCUUUGAUGUCAAAGAGUAAUAAUUUUGAUAGCUUCAUUACCCAAGUACACAAUUAUGGAUUCAAGAAGGUUUCUUGGGAUCGUCGCGAGUAUGCAAACGAGUGGUUCCAAGAGGGAAAACCACGUUUGUUGAAGCACAUUAAGAGAAGAAACAAGAAGAAUUCAUCUGAGAAGGAGAAAUUGGAAAAUGAAAUAAAAAAGCUUGAGAGUGAAUCCAAAGAAGUUGAUGAUGAGUUACAUGCGUUUAAAGCGUACGUAGAUAACACUAUAUCUAGCCAGCAAAAAAUCCUUCAAGCCAUAGCAAAUACUAUGAAAUCGAUCUUUGAUCACCAUCGUUCUCAUAAGGAGGUUGUAAGCAGUGAUAAUGACGCAAAUGGUUUGGCUUUGGUUGGGCAACAAAAUCACGAAACAAGCGAGCUAGGUGAAUCAAGCUUUACUCCAAGUUGUGAGAUUCUGACCGAAGAGGUGAACACAAAUUUGCAAUGAACACAUCAAAUUUAACUUGCUUGAUGAUGUAUUCUGGAACUCGUGUUUAUGUAAGGUUUUAAACUAGUUUAGUAACGAUGUUAACGUUUCUUCUUCUAGUUUUAUGUGUUUUAUUUAACAAAAUAUUAAUACAUAUUUGGCUAA